This is a messenger RNA of Frieseomelitta varia, 3932 nucleotides long. RefSeq names its product RNA-binding protein lark (gene lark). Gene Ontology annotation, cellular component: cytosol. Lineage: Eukaryota; Metazoa; Arthropoda; Insecta; Hymenoptera; Apidae. The record is from RefSeq and is a predicted model, not a curated record. Bases 468 to 1538 code for a protein of 356 amino acids. The transcript is spliced from 7 exons. Gene Ontology annotation, molecular function: mRNA binding; zinc ion binding.
GCGGUUCUGAAAGAUUUUCGCAUCGAAAGAGACGCCGCGGCGCUUUCCACUUCCCGGUCUGUUUCGAUCCGCCAUUUUUUAGGUAGCAAAGCGUGCGGUUUGCCGUUGUGUUUUAUCGGAAUUAUUUUACGGAAAUACUGACUUGGUUUUUGAACGCACCAUUCUCACGGUUUGCUGUACUGCAGUUUUCCGAUAGGGGCCACUACCUCGACAUCACUCGCACUAGCGGACGCGGCAAGUGAGACGCCAUUGUUAGAUUGCGUUCUCUUGUGUAAAUUCGUGCGUGCCUGUUAUCAGCGUUGGUUAACUCGUUCGUUGAAAGUAGUACGCAGUAAUCUUCGGUGAGUGUGAGAAAUUGUAUAGUGUUUGAACGUAAAUUUAUACAUGAUAAUUAGAGGGUGAUCGUCACUACGGACAUUUCCUAGAGUUGAUGCGCCAUUUCGACAAGGUUCUAGAACGAGCCGAAAAUGCCGGGUUUUAGUAGUGUUGGCACGUUUAAAAUUUUCAUCGGUAAUUUAGCCGAUAAAACAUCAAAUGCCGAUAUUAAACCUCUGUUUGAAAAAUAUGGCAAGGUUGUAGAAUGCGAUGUGGUCAAAAAUUAUGGAUUUGUGCAUAUGGAGAAUGAAGAAGCAGGGAGAAAUGCGAUACAAAAUUUGAAUGGCCACAUAGUUCAUGGACAGCCAAUCAAAUGUGAGGCUGCAAAGAGUCGUAAGGGACCUAAUACUCCCACAACCAAAAUAUUUGUUGGCAAUCUCACAGAUAAUACGAAAGCGCCCCAAGUGCGCGAAUUGUUUGCCAAGUAUGGUACCGUUGUAGAAUGCGAUAUCGUGAGGAAUUAUGGGUUCGUCCAUCUAGAAGCAACAGGUGAUGUCAACGAUGCCAUCAAGGAACUCAAUGGACAAAUGGUGGAUGGUCAACCGAUGAAGGUUCAAAUUUCUACAAGCAGAGUACGACAAAGGCCAGGAAUGGGAGAUCCUGAACAGUGCUAUCGAUGCGGUCGCGGCGGCCAUUGGUCCAAGGAAUGCCCGAAAGGAGGAAUGGGAGGAGGACCGGAUAGAAACGGAUACAGAGACCGAAUGUUUGGACGCGACCCGUAUCCUCCACCGCCGCCACCACCGUUCCUUCGGGACCGGUUAAUGGGUGGUGGCCGCUUUGGAGACUACGAAAGCUACUAUGACAGGAGAGGCUUCGAGGACACCAGGGACCUCUACGAGAGGCGGUUUACGGGUAUGACAGGGCCCUGUGACAUGGGAAGUUCCAUGUGCGGGCUUGACUUUCCACCAAUGACAAUGCCACCUCUACCUCCAAGACGAGACCCAAUGCCUCCUAUGCCUCCUCUAGGUAUGGGAUCCAUGCGCGACACUGGCUUCUCCCGUGGUAACGAGUAUGGCAUGUUCAGCCGCAGAUCACCCCCUCCAAGUGGCAACAAUGGCCGGUUCAGUAGAGGCAUGUACGAGGACUUCAGCCGAGAUUCAUUUGAAGAGCGUAGACCGGGAUUACGAGGGCCAUCGCCGUCGCGCCGGUUCGCACCAUACUAAAUCGUCGCGUCGGGCUCGGAUCGGUCUCUGUCGGUCUGUCUGUCUCUGUGUGUCGGGUCUGUGUCUGUCGCUAGCAGGAAGCCUCGGGACCGAGAUACUCUUGGCCGUCUAUGUCUGUCGAUCUGCACGCGCGAAGAUCUACCAAUUCGCCCGCUCUAUCGGGAAAAAAAAUAUGUACUCGCCCCUUAAUGCGCUCUACAGACGAGAAUCCCUCGCCUAUCCUUCCAAAAAAAAAGAAAAAGAAAAAGAAAAAAAAAGAAAGCAGAAAGCAAAAAUGAAAGAAAAAGAAAAAAAAAAAUAAUAAUACGGACGUAUUAAGCAAGCAAAACACAUUUUAUGAAGAAAUACUUUAUCGAAUUGCAGGUUUCUUUUUUACUAUGCCUUAAAAAUAUCUCUCCUUUUAUUAUUAUUGUUAUUAUUAUUAUUAUUAUUAUUAUUUCACAUUUCUCUCUUUUUCCUUCACUUUCAUCAAAAUUUCCCAUGCACACAUUAUAUACAUGCAUACGUGCGCGCGCGCGAGUGUGUGCGUGCGUGUAUAUGUGUAAGCGCACACGCCUCUCGUUGCGACGUUCGUCCGCUUUCCUCCCGUGAAAAACCUCCUUUAUUAUCGGACCUGUAUCUGAUUUUUUCACGCGUGUAUCGAUUCAAAAAUUGUCGAAUUUUCUCUUUUAAUGUAAGAAAAAUAUAUAUUUGUCGUAGCAUCCUCCUACCGAGAAAUUGCUCCUCAACGUGAAUUUGAUUUUUUGAAUUGUGUUUGAUUUUCUGUCGAAAUUUAAGUAUUGUCAAUGUAACAAAAAAAAAAAAAAAAAAAAUAAAGAAGUAUGUAAUAUAUCGAAGAACACUGGCUGGUGGGAUGAUGCUUUUAACCUUAUAUAUGCAUAGAUGCAUACAUAUGUAUAUGUAUAAACAUGUGUAUGUAUAUAUGUAUAUAUGCGUAUACAUACAUGCGUGUGUAUAUGUAUAUAUGUAUGUAUGUAUGUAUGCAUAUGUAUGUCGCGUCGUAUUCGAUGACCGUUUCUGUGACGAUGACACGCCACGUGUAAUUAUUUUUCCAUCGUAUGAAACUUUCACGCGCUUCUAAAGAAACUAUCGCGAUUUGUGACGAACAGAAGAAUUUUUUUUUUUAUCGAGUAUUCUGUUAGCAAGAAUAUCGAUCGAUUUCAACUUUGAUCAUAUAGCAUAGAGAAUGCGUGGAGCAAAAUUGAAAAGUAUGAAAUCAACAAUCGCAAUGAUAACGGACAAAGUAUAUAUCUAUACACCGGGUCUUUCUUUUCACGCAAAUUAGCUGGGCGUUUCCCGACAACACAUCGCAAAAAAAAAAAAAAAAAAAAAAAAAAAGAAAAUCACAAAAUCGGAAUACAGGCGUUACGCACGAUAUAUCCUUUAUCGUCGCGCUUCGGAUCAUCCCCAGUUAGUUUUGGCAGAAACCGAGUUUCGUGAUGCGUGUAUAGAAAAAUGUGUUGUAAAUGGCAGAGAACGGUUGUUCGAUAUUAUGCGACGAUAAUUUCCGCCGUUUUAGCGUAAUUAAGUAACGGCCAAAGAAAGCGACGAUCUGCGUGCGUGUGAUUUACCGAUAUCGUUUAAAUAUUCCUCCGCCGUAUAUAAUCAUAAUGCUUUCCGAUACGAGAAUAAUGGAAAUAAAUAAUGUCGUAUUUAUGUAUAACUCUCAAGUAACAAGAAAAGUGCGUGCGGGUUCGACUGUCGGAAUCGGUCCCCGAUUACCAGACGAAAUGAAAAUAACAUCUUACAGGAUAGGAUUUCAGAGACCCAGUAGACUCGUAGGAUGCGUCGAUUCUGUAUGGGAUUCUUAAAUCUCGGUCGUGCGAACAUUAUAUCGUUAAUCUGUAGUAACGUAAUAUCGUUUUAUUAACAUAUUAGAAUUAAUUAACGUGAAUAAUUACCGAAAAAUUAAUACGGCAAUCGCAACUGCGCUCCGUUUAGCUUAUAAAUACAUACAUACAUAAAAUACAUACACACUUUAAAGAAAAGAAAAAAGAAAAAAAAAUACACAUGCACGAGUGCGUGUAUAUACAUCUCAGAACAUACAUACGUACAUUACAUACAUGCAUACGUACACACACACACACACACUUACGUAUAUAUAUUUACAUAUGACAAACAAACACAAACACAUACACUUAUAUAUAUAUAAAUAUAGAUAUACCGAUUAUCACCGUUUUUUCGUUUUGAGCAGCGUAUACACAUUGACGACGUGUGUAAUAUUUCUCUCCCCCCGUUUUUCCCAUGGUCCUUUUUUUCUUUGAUGAUACGAUCUGUUUUCAGAGGUAAUUAGAUUAAUGAUAAUCAUACUGAUAAUGGUUUAAAGAAAGGAAUGUAAUAACAAUGUAUUUGUGAAGAUUCACAAAAAAGGCGUUUCGUGUUCUUUAAUCAUCA